ACUGAGAGCACAACUGUUAGUACAGCUGAAACAACUACACCAGCCACAACAACUGAGAGCACAACUGUUAGUACAGCUGAAACAACUACACCAGUCACAACAACUGAGACAACAACUGUUAGUACAGCUGAAACAACUACACCAGCCACAACAACUGAGAGCACAACUGUUAGUACAGCUGAAACAACUACACCAGCCACAACAACUGAGAGCACAACUGUUAGUACAGCUGAAACAACUACACCAGCCACGACAACUGAGAGCACAACUGUUAGUACAGCUGAAACAACUAAACCAGCCACAACAACUGAGAGCACAACUGUUAGUACAGCUGAAACAACUACACCAGCCACAACAACUGAGAGCACAACUGUUAGUACAACUGAAACAACUACACCAGCCACAACAACUGAGAGCACAACUGUUAGUACAGCUGAAACAACUACACCAGCCACAACAACUGAGAGCACAACUGUUAGUACAACUGAAACAACUACACCAGCCACAACAACUGAGAGCACAACUGUUAGUACAGCUGAAACAACUACACCAGCCACAACAACUGAGAGCACAACUGUUAGUACAGCUGAAACAACUACACCAGCCACAACAACUGAGAGCACAACUGUUAGUACAGCUGAAACAACUACACCAAUCACAACAACUGAGACAACAACUAGCACAACUGAAACAACUACACCAGCCACAACAACUGAGAGCACAACUGUUAGUACAGCUGAAACAACUACACCAGCUAGAACAACUGAGAGCACAACUGUUAGUACAGCUGAAACAACUACACCAGCCACAACAACUGAGAGCACAACUGUUAGUACAGCUGAAACAACUACACCAGCCACUACAACUGAGAGCACAACUGUUAGUACAACAGAAACAGCUACACCAGUCACAACAACUGAGACAACAACUGUUAGUACAGCUGAAACAAGUACACCAGCCGCAACAACUGAGAGCACAACUGUUAGUACAACAGAAACAGCUACACCAGUCACAACAACUGAGAGCACAACUCUUCAAGCUAUCUACACGAAAUACAACUCCUUCCUAAGAGUCACCGUCAAAGAAUUCAGUACAACUGAGACAACUAAACCAGUCACAACAACUGAGAGCACAACUGUUAGUACAACAGAGACAACUACACCAGCCACAACAACUGAGAGCACAACUGUUAGUACAACAGAGACAACUACACCAGCAACUACAACUGAGAGCACAACUGUUAGUACAACUGAAACAACUACACCAGCCACAACAACUGAGAGCACAACUGUUAGUACAGCUGAAACAACUACACCAGCCACAACAACUGAGAGCACAACUGUUAGUACAACAGACACAACUACACCAGCCACAACAACUGAGAGCACAACUGUUAGUACAACAGAGACAACUACACCAGCCACUACAACUGAGAGCACAACUGUUAGUACAGCUGAAACAACUACACCAGCCACAACAACUGAGAGCACAACUGUUAGUACAACUGAGACAACUAAACCAGUCACAACAACUGAGAGCACAACUGUUAGUACAACAGAGACAACUACACCAGCCACAACUGAGAGCACAACUGUUAGUACAACAGAGACAACUACACCAGCAACUACAACUGAGAGCACAACUGUUAGUACAGCUGAAACAACUACACCAGCCACAACAACUGAGAGCACAACUGUUAGUACAACAGACACAACUACACCAGCCACAACAACUGAGAGCACAACUGUUAGUACAACAGAGACAACUACACCAGCCACUACAACUGAGAGCACAACUGUUAGUACAGCUGAAACAACUACACCAGCCACUACAACUGAGAGCACAACUGUUAGUACAACUGAGACAACUACACCAGACACAACAACUGAGAGCACAACUGUUAGUACAACAGAGACAACUAAACCAGUCACAACAACUGAGAGCACAACUGUUAGUACAACUGAAACAACUACACCAGCCACAACAACUGAGAGCACAACUGUUAGUACAACUGAGACAACUAAACCAGUCACAACAACUGAGAGCACAACUGUUAGUACAACAGAGACAACUACACCAGCCACUACAACUGAGAGCACAACUGUUAGUACAACAGAGACAACUACACCAGCCACUACAACUGAGAGCACAACUGUUAGUACAACAGAGACAACUAAACCAGUCACAACAACUGAGAGCACAACUGUUAGUACAACAGAGACAACUACACCAGCCACUACAACUGAGAGCACAACUGUUAGUACAACAGAGACAACUAAACCAGUCACAACAACUGAGAGCACAACUGUUAGUACAACUGAAACAACUACACCAGCCACAACAACUGAGAGCACAACUGUUAGUACAACUGAGACAACUAAACCAGUCACAACAACUGAGAGCACAACUGUUAGUACAACAGAGACAACUACACCAGCCACUACAACUGAGAGCACAACUGUUAGUACAACAGAGACAACUACACCAGCCACUACAACUGAGAGCACAACUGUUAGUACAACAGAGACA
This is a messenger RNA of Pimephales promelas (fathead minnow), 2529 nucleotides long. Lineage: Eukaryota; Metazoa; Chordata; Actinopteri; Cypriniformes; Leuciscidae. The record is from RefSeq and is a predicted model, not a curated record.